Messenger RNA from Xyrauchen texanus (razorback sucker), 1860 nucleotides. Its product is annotated as ZW10 interactor. Gene Ontology annotation, biological process: establishment of localization in cell; mitotic cell cycle checkpoint signaling; mitotic sister chromatid segregation. NCBI's taxonomy places the organism in Eukaryota, Metazoa, Chordata, Actinopteri, Cypriniformes, Catostomidae. Gene Ontology annotation, cellular component: nuclear body; dendrite; kinetochore. The transcript has 10 exons. The record is from RefSeq and is a predicted model, not a curated record. Bases 20 to 1156 code for a protein of 378 amino acids.
GGUAAGUUUCAAAACAGAAAUGGCGACGGAGAGAAUCGAGGCACUGCUGGAAAGGACUGCCCCUUCCUUCUUGAAAUCAUGCAACACCACCGAACUGCAGGAAACGGGAGAGGGAGAAAUGAUGGCCCCUUAUCUAAUGGACUGCAGACGCAAACAGAAGCAUAUAUUCAGGCAGCUAUGUGUGGUGGAUGAUAUGAUAAAGCUGCUGGCAAGCCUGGAGUCAGUGGAUCAACUGCUGAAUGAGCCAUGUCCUCAAAACCCAGGCAAUGAAGCUCGUUCUGCAUGGAAGGCUUUAAAAGCAGAAUAUCAGGACAGAGUUCAGGAGGUGGAGGGAUUGAUCAGCUCUCUCCAGGUCCGCAUGGAGGAGCUUCAGGGCAAACGACAGAAACUGGAGACUCUGCUUUCUACUCUGCAGAUAAAGAAGGAAGAGUGUAAAGAGAAAGAGAGAAUCACAGCUAAACUAAAUCGGAGAGCUGAGAAACAAAUCAGCUUUCAGCUGGAAGACUCCCUGCAGGCAGCCCAGAACGCCUUGAAUGUGUGUGAUUUGCAACUGACUAAACUCAAGGAUGAGGUUAAUAAACAAAGGGCCCAUAUCAGCGACUGGACACAAUUAAGGGAGGGACUAGAGACCUUGGUCACAGUGACUCAGAAGAAUAUGCAGUACAGACUGUUGUCUGUCAGUCCCUCUGAGCUGUGCCUUGAGCUCUUGCCUCGUGCUGCUGAAAAAUCUCUUGAACCGCUGCGUGUCUCCAUCACCAUGACAACCAGCGAUCACUUCCAUCUUCAGGUGUUUCAGGGGACCGCAGGUCUUGUAGAGGAGGCUGUGGAUGGCCCUCUUAGGCAAUUGAGCGCCGCCCUGGUGGAGGUGAUGGAGCGGUACAUUAGUCAAGGAGAGAUGCUUUCUGAGAUUCAGACCCUGCACUCCAGUUUUGCAAUUGACUGGUGCCCAGCUGAAAGGCUUCUGAUCUUCCUGAAGACUGCGACCACAGUGUGUCACCUCAGGGUUGAAGAGGGUUAUCCAUCACAUGGCCGAGCGACUCUUUUGUCUGUACGAAAAGAUGGCAAUCUGCUUGAUAUUGCCGAUAUGCAGCCCACAGUAAAACAUCCAGUCCUGACAGAGUGGCUUGAAUUUCUCUCCACCAAUCCCAACAUCUGAUGAUUGUCACAAAAGUCACCCUAGAGUCAGAGGGAAAUCAGGAGUGUCCACUGCGUUUGUCAUGAACUGAAUGAGAGUAUUACAUAUUAGGCAUCUGGUUUGUAUUCUGUUGAUGCUGAUUUAUGAAUAAAUGUUUGUAUUUUGUCUGUGUUUAUUAUGUGUCAACAUAUUUUCUCAGUUGAGUGAUAAAUUCAGUCUUUAUCUUACAAAAAUUAGUGUAUCAUUACUAUUGUUGUUAAUAUUAUUUGCAUUAAAUGCAAUGUCUAGGCAAAUAAGCAUUUCUUCAUUUUCAUUUGAAGCUCAUUAAAAGUAUAGUUGAAUGAAAAUUCUGCCAUUUACUCCUGUUGUACUUUUCUUUUCUUUUUUUUUUGUGGAACACAAAAUGUUGGGCCGAAUAUUUGCCUCAGUCACAAUUGAAUGGGGAAAAAAGAUGCAAUGAAAGUGAAUGGUGACUGAGUCUAACAUUCUUCCUAACAUCUCAUUUUGUAUUUCACUGAAGAAAGAAAGUCAUGCGGGAUUGGAAAAACGAGAGAGUAUGUAAAUUAUGAGAGUAUUUUCAUUUUUGGGUGAACAGUCCCUUUAAAUAUUUUCAAACGUAAAGACCUCUGCAUUGUACAUUCAGUGAUUGCAGGAAGAUCAAUAUUCUUUUUUGUAAAUUUCAUGUUUGUGUCUUCAAAACAAAAAUGUCAAUAAAAGUGAUCUAA